This is a messenger RNA of Larimichthys crocea (large yellow croaker), 3577 nucleotides long. It is a transcript of the gene kctd12b, whose product is annotated as potassium channel tetramerisation domain containing 12b. The record is from RefSeq and is a predicted model, not a curated record. Bases 778 to 1629 code for a protein of 283 amino acids. Gene Ontology annotation, cellular component: signaling receptor complex. Gene Ontology annotation, molecular function: protein binding. NCBI's taxonomy places the organism in Eukaryota, Metazoa, Chordata, Actinopteri, Sciaenidae. Gene Ontology annotation, biological process: regulation of G protein-coupled receptor signaling pathway; protein homooligomerization. The transcript has a single exon.
GGUAGGCGUGGUUUACCAGGAUGAAUAUGUGUGCUGUAUCCUCCGUUACGUUGCAGCAGAGUUACAGUCCGACACGAGACAGGAGCAGAGUAGCUGACCACCUCGCACAAAUGUGAAGCCCGGGUGAUGGAAGCGACGGAGACCUUUUCAUACAUAGCCACCAACAUCGCCCUCGCGUCGUGGAUGUACAUCUACGUAGGACCCACAGAUAUCUCCAACUAUGGAUUGCCUAAUUGAAGUUGGGCCACCUGAUCCUGUUUGCGCCAGGACAACCGACCAAAAUUAGAGUAAGAGAAGUCGUUAUGGACAGUUAUGUGCAAAUCGUGUAUUUCCUGCUCAGAGAACUGGCGUGAAAAGCAGAAAUUCAAUCUGAGCAUACCACAUCUAUUUGCGCGUAAAGGACGUGGCUCCAUCCAACGCUGCUCUGAAAUACUCUGCGCUAUGUUUUAGGGACAAUGGGGGGAAACUGUAGUUAGAAUAGAGAGUGUGUUUGUGUGACUGGUUUGUUGCUGUUUUCUUCUGACAGUUGCGCGACAGCUUUCCGUGCGCGCAUACCAAUUGGUGCGCUGCGGUUGAGCCACUCCGUUACCGCAGGCGAUCCACCGCAGCAGGACCUGCGAUCUUUUGACAGGCAACAGGCCUCACCAACCACUGUGAAAAGGUUUUACUGAGGAAAAAAAAACAACCUUUUUUCAAGUCCUGUUAUUUGAACUUACACUACAACCCAGAGAGUUUUUAAAUCUGCAUCCAAGUGCACCUGUGAGGUAGGAGUAAGCCAUGGCUUUACCGGAUAGUGGCAUAUCUGGGGAGGAGGUACCCUUCCCAGAGAUUAUAGAGCUAAAUGUUGGUGGGCAGGUGUACAUAACCCGCUAUUCUACCCUCACAAGUGUGCCAGACUCUCUCUUAGGGGAGAUGUUCACUCGAAAGUCAGCCAAAGGAUUGGCCAGGGACACCAAGGGUCGCUUCUUUGUGGACCGUGAUGGUUUCCUGUUCCGUUACAUCCUGGACUACAUGCGGGACCAGCAGCUGGUCCUUCCAGACCACUUCCCUGAGCGUGGGCGUCUGCAGAGGGAGGCUGAGUUCUUCAACCUGCCUGAACUUGUCAAGCUACUGGCGCCCAAAAUCAGCAAGCAGAACUCCCUUGGCGACGAGGGAUGUCAAAGUGACCCAGAGGACUCCUCACCUGGGAUUGACACAGCCCGUAACCUCAGCUCCCUGGGUGCUGCAGCCGCUGCCUGUGCCAGUCUUGUGCCCAGCGCCAUGGACAGCAAACGGUCCGGGUUCAUCACUAUUGGCUACCGAGGUUCUUACACUCUGGGCCGUGACAGCCACACCGACGCCAAAUUCCGCCGGGUGGCAAGGAUCAUGGUGUGUGGGAAGACCUCGCUGGCCAAAGAGGUGUUUGGGGAGACACUGAACGAGAGCCGUGACCCUGACCGCCCCCCUGAGCGCUACACAUCCCGCUACUAUCUCAAGUUCACCUUUCUGGAGCAGGCUUUUGACAAGUUGGCUGAUGCAGGAUUCCACAUGGUGGCCUGCAAUUCCACAGGAACCUGCGCCUUUGCCCAUGAGCAGACGGACGACAAGAUCUGGACCAGCUACACUGAAUAUGUGUUCUACCGUGAGUGAGACUAACGGCUUUGUUCCCCCCCGGUCCUGCACCCUGUCUCCAAGUGCCCCCCUCCCAAUCUCCUCCAGCCAUCCUGUCCUUUUCUCUGAUGGCUCCUUCACCAGUAGAUGUACCGUAGAUGUUGUGCUCUUCCAUCUCUCUCUGCGGCCUCCAGCUUUUUUCCCAUGAACAGUACCCAGCAGCUGCUUUGACUCUUCAUACUUUCUCUGCAGGUUGAAUCUGCAGAACCCCCAUCCCCCCCUUCAACCCCAAGAUCCAUUCCCCCUACAUCCUCAGGUCCAGUUUUUGCCCUUGCAUAGUUGUAGUCCACAGUCCUCAACUACAGCAACCCAACAGCCUUUCCUGCAGAGACUGAUACCUUCUAUGUACUAUUUCCCCCUUUUUGUACUCUAUAUAUUGCAUCUGCCUUGGUGAAGCACAAUACUGUAUCCAAGAGCUAAUUUUAUUAAAUAAGCGCCCAGUGUGUCUAUAUGACUAUUGAACCAGUCAUAAGGGCAUAAAGGGAAAGGGCUUUAAAGAGUGGCCGUGAUGUACAGUGCUAUACUUUGCCUGCAGAUCGGACUCUCUCCUGCUCCUCUGAACUAAAUUACCAAAUAAUUGGACAUCUUAUCAGCCUUGAGGGACGUGAGCAGCCCAAGCACAAGAAACAAGUGUAACACAAAAAUCUAAUUUCCUUCAGUUUUUAUCAAAUGUGUCCAGUACCAUGUGGUUGGAAAUGUGCCAUAUAGUAGUUUAUCUGUUCAAGCUGUUGUUAUGAAUGAAUGAAGGUUAUGAUAAUACAGCCACAUGCACAGAGGAAGUCGGAGGUGUGUGGAGUUUUCCUUUUCAACAAGGUGCUGUUUGUGUGGCAAAUGAACAAGCAACAGGCUUAGAUUAAAAAAAAAAAAGAAAAAAAAAAGAUGAAAGCUCAAAUAUCAAAAGAUCUCCUAGACGCAAAGGAGAAAAGGUUUGCCAGAUGAAGUGUGUGUAUUGAUUGUGCAAGGGAGCUUUCAGUAUUUUAAUCACCCACAGUGGGAGGGCAGAGGAGACGCAAGGUAUUACAUCACUCGCACCCCACUGCUCUUAUUGUUUUGCUCAUUGUGCUUCUUUGACAUUUCUCAUUGCUCUGUUACAUAUUUAAGAGCACUUUUACAGUGAAACAUUACUUGGGACAGGCUUAUACCACGACCCAAAAAAAAAAAAAAAGAACAAAAAAAAGUGGUAGUCACCUUAGCGGAUCACGGUCUGAGUGUUCUGUAAACAAUAACGUUAUUCUUAAUACUCAGUUCAGUAUUAGUUGAAACUGUUGCAUAUUUGAUGAUAUCGCCCACUUAUUGUAAGUGAAUACCCAUAAAAAAAAAUGGUGGGUAGGAUUACGCUAUAGCCAUCCAGAGCCCAAUGUUUUCUCAGCACAGUAGCAAGGGCAAAGAGAGGGCAGAUUAUAGUGAGUGGGUAUAACUUAAGUUAUUAUUAAGAAGCCAGUUAAGAAAGAUUUUCAGAUACAGCCUCAGGACAGGUCUGCACAUCAUAUACCUCAGACUAAAUAACAAACUGAAGGCCCUUAAAUACAGCAACAAAAGAUCCAGCUGAUGACAUGAAAAACGCAGACACAGGUUGGGGAAUAUCCCAAAAUGCAGAUGCUGUAGUAAGUUUGAUGAAUAAGACGUUGAAUAUAAAGUGGAUUUUCAGUCGAGAAACAGCCAUCGAAGCAGUAUAGUGCAGGAUUUUCUCCUGAGCUGGAAGGUGUCAAAUUGUAGUUUUGGCAGAACGUCUGACAGUGACAAUAAAUGUAUUCUGAAAUGUCUAGAAACCGCAAUGUUGUGUUUCAGUGUGAUGAAGUGCUGUUGACAUCUGAGUCAAUAUGUUAGACCUGCUGCAGUGUGACGCUGCAGGCGUAGACGACACUGAAAUUAAAAGUGUUCCUCAAAAGCAAAUUGAUUUGUCAAAUAAAAAGAUGUUUUCUUUCUA